GCGGGCACGGCCCCGCCCGCCCGGGUGCGCCUUGCGGAAGGGGCCCAGGGCGGGCCGAUAAAGGCCGGGCAGCGGGCUCGGGGCCAGUGGCACCAUGGCAGCUGCGAGGGACACGGCGCUGCUGGCCUGCGUCCUCUUCCUCGGGGGCACGGCGCUGGGGGCCGCAGAAGAACCAGAAGCGGAGACCAAAUAUGGGAGAGUCCGAGGCUACCCAUUCACAGUGGACACAGCUGAGAGGACUGUAAAUGUCUUUUUGGGACUUCCUUUUGCUAAGCCUCCACUUGGAUCCCUGAGGUUUUCUGAACCCCAGCCACCGGAGCCUUGGGAAGGUGUCAGAGAUGCCACUUCCUACCCACCAAUGUGUCUACAAGACCAAGUACAAGGACAGAAUAUUUCAGAUAUGAUUACCAACAGAAAAGAGAAAGUUCCUCUGCGAGUGUCUGAGGAUUGCCUGUACCUAAAUGUGUACACACCCGUUUCUACAGGAAAACAGGAGAAGCUGCCUGUCUUAGUAUGGAUCCAUGGAGGUGGAUUACUUGUUGGAGCAGCUUCAUCAUAUGAUGGCUCAGCAAUGGCAGCCUUUGACAACGUGGUGGUUGUAACAAUUCAGUACAGACUAGGUAUUGCUGGAUAUUUUAGCACUGGUGAUGAGCAUGCCCGAGGCAACUGGGGAUAUUUAGACCAAGUAGCAGCUCUUCGGUGGAUUCAGGAAAAUAUCAUGCAUUUUGGUGGAGAUCCAGGAUCUGUCACCAUCUUUGGAGAAUCUGCAGGAGGAAUCAGUGUUUCUGCUCUUGUCUUAUCUCCCCUGGCCAAGGGCUUGUUCCACAAGGCCAUUUCAGAGAGUGGCACUGUAACCCUGGGCUUGUUCACUGACCAGCCUAAGGAGGAUGCACAAAAAAUUGCUGCUGCCUCUGGCUGUGAAAAGUCCAGUUCAGCUGCAAUGGUUGAAUGCUUGAGAGGAAAAACAGAAGAAGAACUACUACAGAUAACACUGAAAAUGGAUUUUUUUUUGAUCAAUACUUGUGUAGAUGGUGCAUUUUUUCCAAAAAGUCCCAAGGAAUUGCUAUCUGAAAAAUCAAUGAAUGAGGUCCCAUACAUAAUAGGAGUAAAUAACUGUGAAUUCGGAUGGGUAAUUCCUAUGGCAAUGAAAUAUCCUUUUGUGGAUGGUCUGGAGAAAGAUGUUGCACGUCAAAUUUUAAAGAGCAAUUUAGCAAAAUUAAAUAAGGGCCUUACAUCUGAAGUUGUAGACAGAGUGUACCAGGAGUACAUGGGGCAUGCAGAAAGCCCUGCUCAGGUCCGAGAUGGCCUCCUGGAUGCAAUGGGAGAUGUCUACUUUGUCAUCUCAGCUGUGGAAGUGGCCAGAUACCACAGAGAUGCUGGCAACCCAGUCUACUUCUAUGAAUUCCAACAUCGACCGAGUUCAGUGGAAGGUGUGGUACCAGAGUUUGUAAAAGCAGAUCACGGAGCUGAGAUUGCCUUUGUCUUUGGAAAGCCAUUCUUAGCAGGAGGUGCUACAAAAGAAGAAGAUAAACUGAGCAGAACUGUCAUGAGAUACUGGACCAACUUUGCUAAAAACGGAAAUCCCAACGGAGAGGGCUUGGUCCAUUGGCCCCUGUAUGACCUGGAGGAAAAAUACCUGGGAAUAGACCUGGAGCAAAAGGCAGCAGAGAAACUGAAAGAACAUAGAAUGCAGUUUUGGCAACAGCUCAUGAAACAAAGCCAGACUGGAAGGACAAAACACACCGAUUUAUAAGAGCUGUGGAGGGUACAGCUUGCUUUUAAAACCCAAGGGAAAGUCAAACAAACUGAGGUGGUUUUUUUUGCACACCUGUGGAUCUCAAGCAGUGUCAUCUGCGCUACCUGGCCACCCCCAUUUGUGCAUUUUCCACAACUUGUGAAGAACACCAGUUGUGGCAAUUAGUAACAGCUCAUUGCAGCAAGCAUCCUGCCAGUUCUGUCACACAUUUCUUACCCCUUCCCUUGGUUUGGUCUGACACAGCCUUUAUGUCCAUUAGUGGUGUGUUUGUUGAAUCAAUGUGUCUGUCCUGGUACAUUCACAAAAAUCAUUAUCCUAA
Molecule: messenger RNA, 2075 nt
Organism: Taeniopygia guttata (zebra finch)
Lineage: Eukaryota; Metazoa; Chordata; Aves; Passeriformes; Estrildidae
Source: RefSeq, a predicted model, not a curated record